ACCUCUCUUCAUCCGUCUCCAUUAACCAUUUUCUCAAUUGAUAAACUCAACUUCAUAUUCUCUCUCAUCUCCACGCAUUUCCUUAUUAAUCCCUCUCUCUUCCACCAUUAAUGGUUUCUCAAAUUCAAUAUCAAGAGAUUACAACAACCCCCUCUUACCCAAUUCUUAAUUUUCUCUAAUCACGCUAUUCUCAGCCCUCUCUUUUACACCAUUUUUUUGGGUUCUCAAAUUCAAUAUGAAGCAGAUUCACAACCUCUUGCCCCAUUCUUAAUUUAAACAUUCAACUUCCCGCCAUCGACUAAGAGUUAUAAUUUGAUUGUUGGAGCCGCAAUUUCUUUAAUACGUUGUGCUUCAUUAAUUGCUGCGUCGUGUUUUCAGUUUUCAGUUUUCAGGAAGAGGCGACAGCUGGCAGGCAUCAUCAUACAGAUACCGUCAAAACAAAAUUCUCGCACUUUCCAGACAAAAUUUGUUGUUUAUAUUUUGAUUUAAAUUAAUUACUUAUGCAAAACCCGUCGCUGUCGUACAAAUUGAGCAAACCCACAAGAUAAAUGUAGAACCCCCUUUUGCUGUUGCACAGCCAAGUUUCAUUUAUGGAAGAUCAGCGCCUAGUUUAUCAACUCUGUUUGUAGCAAACCAGCAAUUGUCAUCUGAUAAGAAGGGAAGUUUCUAGCACAAUCUGAGAAGAAACAAGUAAAGAUAUAGGAUGUUAGCAGACUUGCAAAGAUCAUCAACGCAUAAACGAGCAAUGGACCCUAGGGACUACGAUGAAUCCACUGAUCUUGAAGAUGAUACUGAGCUUCUAGAGAGUAGUAUGGAGCAAGAAACUGAAAAUCCACCUUGGAAGCUUUCCAUUCCACAUGUGCUGGUGGCUACUAUAGUUCCCUUCUUAUUUGGCUAUCAUCUUGGAGUUGUCAAUGAGCCUCUUGAAACCAUUUCUGUUGAUCUUGGUUUCCAUGGGCAUACCCUGCAAGAAGGCUUGGUGGUUAGUACUUGUCUUGCUGGAGCUUUUGUUGGAUCACUGAUUAGUGGUUGGGUUGCUGAUGAAGUUGGACGUCGUAGAGCUUUUCAGUUGUGUGCUUUGCCUAUGCUUAUUGGUGCUCCAAUAUGUGCCACAUCUAGAAAUUUGACAGGAAUGCUUGUGGGAAGGAUUUUAGUUGGCAUUGGCUUGGGUAUUGGUCCACCAGUUGCAUCUCUUUACGUAACUGAGAUAUCACCUGCACAUGUGAGGGGUACUUAUGGCAGCUUUAUUCAGAUAGCCACUUGUCUUGGGCUGAUGGCCGCUCUAGUGGUUGGAAUUCCAGUAAGGAGUAUUUUUGGAUGGUGGCGCUUUUGCUUUUGGAUGUCUAUCUUUCCCGCUUCAAUGCUAGCUCUUUUAAUGGCGUUUUGUGCCGAAUCUCCACACUGGCUAUACAAGCAAGGAAGACAUGGUGAAGCUGAGAAUGAACUUGAGAAGCUUCUCGGAGCUUCCCAUGCAAAAGAUGCAAUAGUACAGCUAUCAAAGACUCAGAGAGGAGAUGAAAUUGAUACCAUAAAGCUUGCGGAAUUGCUUUGUGGGCGGCACUCAAGAGUUGUUUUUAUUGGAUCAACCCUAUUUGCUUUACAACAGCUUUCUGGAAUAAAUGCUGUGUUUUAUUUCUCUUCAACUGUCUUUAGACGUGCUGGAGUUUCCUCGAACCUAGCAAAUGUUUGUGUGGGGAUCGCAAAUUUAAUAGGUUCCUUUAUCGCUCUGGCGUUGAUGGAUAAGCUAGGAAGGAAGGCGCUCCUGCUGUGGAGCUUCUUUGGCAUGGCUGCUUCAGCGGGUCUUCAAGUUCUUGCAGCAGCUUCACCUCCUUCAAACACGAUUGGGUUUUUACUAUCUGUCGGUGGAAUGAUGCUGUUCGUCUUAAUGUUUGCUGUUGGAGCCGGUCCAGUUCCUGGUCUUUUGCUCCCUGAAAUAUUUGACAACCGAAUCAGAGCAAAAGCUAUGGCUUUUUGUAUGUCCGUGCAUUGGGUGGCAAAUUUUCUUGUUGGGUUGUUGUUCCUGCGUUUGCUGGAUCGCAUGGGGCCUCAGCUGCUCUACUCAAUGUUUGGCUCAUUCUGCUUGCUCGCAGUUGUCUUUGUGAAGCAAAAUGUGCUGGAAACCAAAGGGAAAUCACUACAAGAAAUCGAGAUAGCUCUCCUUGCUCAGGAUCAGUCUUAAAUAUAAGCUCAUGUGCUAUCCCUCCAGUAAGUUGUCGUCUUCUUCUUCUUCUACCACGAGUAACUUAUAUAGAAGAGUGUGCACGUUCAGGAGUAUCGAUGUCCGCGGUAAUGUUUAGAUGAGGACGAUGAUGUAGAAUAGAUAAUAGCUAGCAUAAGGCGCUGUUGCAUCAGUGGUGAAGUGAUCUGGGGCCAGUGAUUAAUGGUGAUGUAUGUAUUCUUUGAGAAAUAGUAUUACUAUGAAAAAAGUUUACGAUAUGUAACACGGCUUUGGCUUAAAAAAGACCGAGUUUUAUAA
Salvia splendens (bonfire salvia) is the source of this 2476-nucleotide messenger RNA. RefSeq names its product probable plastidic glucose transporter 2. The transcript has 14 exons. Bases 704 to 2179 code for a protein of 491 amino acids. Lineage: Eukaryota; Viridiplantae; Streptophyta; Magnoliopsida; Lamiales; Lamiaceae. Gene Ontology annotation, molecular function: hexose transmembrane transporter activity. The record is from RefSeq and is a predicted model, not a curated record. Gene Ontology annotation, biological process: monosaccharide transmembrane transport. Gene Ontology annotation, cellular component: membrane.